This is a messenger RNA of Penicillium brevicompactum, 825 nucleotides long. RefSeq lists its product as uncharacterized. The record is from RefSeq and is a predicted model, not a curated record. Bases 1 to 825 code for a protein of 274 amino acids. Lineage: Eukaryota; Fungi; Ascomycota; Eurotiomycetes; Eurotiales; Aspergillaceae. The transcript is spliced from 3 exons.
AUGGAGUUGCCAAAAGGAUCCGAUGUCGUAUCCAUCGGAAGGCAUGGCGAAAGCUUCUGGGCGCAAACAGGUCGCAUUGAUAUUCUGCUCCAAGAUGGAACCCCGAGAUCCUUCUUCAUAAAGAUCCACCCAAACGAGCAGGGCAAGAAUAUGACAAGGAGUGAAUUCCAGUCAAUGAGCGCAAUAUGUCAACUUACCCCGGAAUUUGUGCCAACGCCUAUCGCUUGCGGCACCCUCACAGCCGUGCCGGAUACCCACUUCUUUCUCUGCGAUUUCCGAGAUAUGAAGACCGAAAUGCCUGACCCGCAUCAAUUUGGAGCCCUUCUAUCGGCAAUGCACGAGAGAAGCAUAUCGCCUAAUGGGAAAUUUGGCUUCCAUACAACAACCUAUGCAGGUAACUUACCACAAUAUGUGGAGUGGGAAGAUAGCUGGGAGACAUUCUUUGCCAAGAGUAUGAGACAUGCACUUGACCUAGAGAUUGAAAGGAAAGGACAGAGCCAAGAACUGGAAGACCUGUGUCAUUUUCUGUUUGAGAAAGUAAUUCCCAGACUCCUACGGCCUCUCGAGAGUGAUGGUCGAAAAGUGAAGCCUUCACUUGUUCAUGGCGACCUAUGGCACGCAAAUUCUGGGGUUGAUAGCAAGUCCAACCAACCUCUUGUUUUCGAUGCGUGUUGUUUUUAUGCACAUAACGAAUAUGAAUUUGGUCAGUGGCGGCCAGCAUGCAAUAAGUUUGGCAAUGAAUAUGUCACUGCCUACAACAAAUUGAGUCCAAUUUCACCUCCACAGGAAGACUUCGAAGGUCGUCUGGACCUCUAUAGGCUGUAA